Messenger RNA from Metopolophium dirhodum (rose-grain aphid), 1492 nucleotides. Its product is annotated as ethylmalonyl-CoA decarboxylase-like. Gene Ontology annotation, cellular component: cytosol. Lineage: Eukaryota; Metazoa; Arthropoda; Insecta; Hemiptera; Aphididae. Gene Ontology annotation, biological process: fatty acid beta-oxidation. Gene Ontology annotation, molecular function: enoyl-CoA hydratase activity. The record is from RefSeq and is a predicted model, not a curated record. Bases 193 to 1077 code for a protein of 294 amino acids. The transcript has 4 exons.
AUUUAUAAUUUAUUCAUUUUAAAAAUUAACGGUUAUGCGAUAAUUCAUUGUUUUCAUACCUAGUUAUAGUUCCGAAUUCAGUAGUUACAUUUAAAAUCGAUUAAAAAACAUUAUAAAUAUAUAACAUCAUAUAUAUUUAUAGUUAUUAUAAGCGAGUCGCUGCGUUUAAAACGUGCUUCGAAACUAACGCAGAUGGAAAACGGGCAAACUCCCAAUGAAAAGUACUUGCACGAUUUUACUUACCAUGGAAAGGAAUGUUCGGUCAGUGAAGCGAAAGAGGUCUUAUCCCCGUAUUUGGACGGCAGCGGAUCCGUGGACCUGGAAAAGGACGAUAAUGGCAUCGCCAAAAUCUGCUUAAACAAUCCUCGUCUCAAGAACGCCAUAAAUGUAAAAAUGAUGUCAGACCUAGACGAGAUCACAGACAAAUUGUACCAGUGGACCGAAUGCAAAGGCGCAAUUUUGUAUGGAACUGAUGGGAAUUUCUGUUCUGGAGGAGAUUUGAAAUUAGCAAAAAAAAUGAACAACCCGUCGAACGGAUAUGCGAUGUCUGUUUACAUGGGUCAUAUUCUCGACAAAUUCAAAAAGCUACCCAUUAUUACAGUCGCAUAUAUCGAUGGCACGGGUGCACUUGGCGGUGGCGCCGAAGUGACCACGGCGUGCGAUUACAGGCUGAUGUGCAACGUUGCCGAUACAACAGGCAUAGGGUUCGUUCACUCGAAAAUGGGCAUAGUGCCGGCGUGGGGCUCCACCGGCCGGUUGGUGUCGAUCAUGGGGGGCGCCAAGAAGGUAUUGGACCUAUUGCUGGAGGCCCGGACGCUGGGCGCCGCCGAGGCGAUGGACUUGGGUCUGGUGGACGACACCGUGGCCACUUUGGAGGACGCUGGAGCGUGGCUGUCCGGCAAGAUCAGUAGGGACGUGAACGUGAUCAGGGCCAUCAAGCGCACGGUGCUGUGUUAUGACGACGACGACGAUUCCAAGGCGGAAGCGCGAGAACUGGAGCGCAGGAUAUUUGCGCCACUCUGGGGUGGCACCGCCAAUCAGGCAGCACUCCAACUGCGCCUAAAGCACAACAGAUGAAACCAGUGGCGUGUACAACUCGAAAUUUUUCAAAUGCUAGUCUAAUAUUCCACCCACCCAAAACCCUAUUGAAGCAUUUUCUGUCAUAUUUUUAACUAUACCAACCCGUUGUAGUAAAUAUUUGUAUCCAAUAAUAUAUUUGUACCCAGUCGCCACUCCCUUAAAACUCAGAGGUGACCGCCUCCUGAUUCGCCGUGCCACUGCAGGAUGAAGUGUAAUCGUCUAAUGGAAAAAUAACACACCCCUGUCGUACCUAUUUAUUGCCAUUUUCGUGGCUAUUAUACAUAAUAUAUUAAUAUGAUAAUAUUAUGACGUAAUGUCAACUAAUGUGUAUGGGACAUUUCAAUUUUUCUUUUCUCCAACGGUGAAUAUUUUUCGGAAAAUAUAUUUGUUUUUUAUACUCUUUUACCAUUUA